This is a messenger RNA of Lotus japonicus, 896 nucleotides long. RefSeq names its product NAD(P)H-quinone oxidoreductase subunit T, chloroplastic. The record is from RefSeq and is a predicted model, not a curated record. The transcript is spliced from 2 exons. NCBI's taxonomy places the organism in Eukaryota, Viridiplantae, Streptophyta, Magnoliopsida, Fabales, Fabaceae. Bases 127 to 831 code for a protein of 234 amino acids.
ACAAAAAAAUUUAGUCCACACAUCCAAACUCAACGUGAACCGCAGAAGAUGGAAAAGAGGGUGAGUCACAUGAGCUUUCUCAAAAGCUGACCACCAUACUAUUCUUCCCUCCCAACCCUCCAUCCAAUGGCUUCCACAGCUGCUCCGCAGUUUCUAUUAUCCAAUCCCAUCUUUGGAAAUCACCCAGCAAGAGGAGCAAAGUUUUUUCUCAGGAUAGGAACCACAAACUCUCAGUACACUACUCACGCCUCUCGAAGACCACCCCCUGGAGUUGACACAAGAAUCCAUUGGAAUAACGAAGAUGAAGGCUGGAUUGGAGGUACCAAGAAGAAUGCGGAGGAAAAACCCAAGAACCUUUUGGGUGAAAACUUUGCUGAUUUGCUUAGCAGUUCUUCAGGUUCUCAUUACGAAUUCUUAGGAGUUUCAGCGGACUCGGAUUUAGAAGAAAUUAAAGUAGCUUACCGAAGGCUAUCAAAGGAGUACCAUCCAGACACAACUUCCCUUCCUCUAAAAACAGCCUCAGAAAAAUUCAUGAGAUUAAGAGAGAUUUACAAUGUUCUUAGCAACGAGGAAAGUCGGAGAUUUUAUGACUGGACCCUUGCUCAAGAAGCUGCAAGCCGCCAAGCAGAGAAAAUGAAAAUAAAAUUUGAGGAUCCUUAUGAGCAAGAAGUGAAGAACUGGGAACCUGUUCCAGAUAUGGUUGACCGGCUAGGUGGAAGGAAUAUGAAGCUUAGUGAUCAAGCAGUUUCUGCCAUUACUAUUGAUAUUUUUAUCAUUAUUUUUGCCAUAUGCUGUAUCAUAUAUGUAAUUUUCUUCAAAGAACCAUAUUAGUGCUAUAACACUUAACCCAACUGGGACAUCAGUAUCUAGGAACUUGUAUAUGCAAUACAAUAGAA